AUGAAUUCAAUCACUAUUGCUCUUUAUUGUUUGAUUUUUCUUGUUGUACAACAAGGAAUCGAUGCUAUAAAUUGUUAUGCUUGUACUAUGGGUACGGAUGGAUGUGGUCCAUCAUUUAAUACAAAAGGUAGUGGAGUCAUAACAACAACGUCUAAUACAAGUGCUGUUUAUUGUUCGAAAAGCGUAGUUACUAGCAACACUAAUGCUAUAUCACGUAGCUUUGGUCUUGGAGGAACCUUUGUACAACAAGGAAUCGAUGCUAUCGAUUGUUAUUCUUGUAAUGUGGGGACGGAUGGAUGUGGCCCAUCAUUUGAUGCAUCUGGUAGUGGAGUAACACACACAUCUGAUUCAAGUGCUGCGUAUUGUUCGGUACGUAUGUCUUUGAGUUUCCUAUAA
Molecule: messenger RNA, 396 nt
Organism: Rotaria sp. Silwood1
Lineage: Eukaryota; Metazoa; Rotifera; Eurotatoria; Philodinida; Philodinidae
Source: the annotation of a GenBank genome assembly